AUGGUGGCAGAUCGUGGAGGUAAUCACAUAAUUAGUAGGUUUAAUGGAGAAGAUGGGGAGCAAUGCGGGGUGGAGCAGCUAGCCCUGCAGCAAUAUGCUGGGGAAGGAUGGGAUGUUACAUUUUCUGAUAUACCAAAUGUCUUCUGCACCAGAUUUCAGACUUGGUCUAGGUUUAGUGGCUUUAGAGUUUGCUCAGUAGCAAUGCUUUCUCGAUCGAUGAUACAAGUUUAUGAGUUCAAUGACAAGGCUGAUAUGAAGUUGAUGUCGAACGGGAAGAUAAAUAAAGAAGACUGA
Molecule: messenger RNA, 294 nt
Organism: Prunus armeniaca (apricot)
Lineage: Eukaryota; Viridiplantae; Streptophyta; Magnoliopsida; Rosales; Rosaceae
Source: the annotation of a GenBank genome assembly